Messenger RNA from Penicillium salamii, 383 nucleotides. The record is from the annotation of a GenBank genome assembly. Lineage: Eukaryota; Fungi; Ascomycota; Eurotiomycetes; Eurotiales; Aspergillaceae.
AUGUCUUUCCAGAAGCCCGAGAAGGAUUUCGGCGAGGGCCCUAAGGUCCACAAGAUCCGCAUCACCCUCACCUCCCGCAAGGUCGCCUCUCUCGAGAAGGUCUGCCAGGAGCUGAUUGACCGUGCCCGCGGCAAGUCUCUCCAGGUCAAGGGUCCCGUCCGUCUGCCCACCAAGACCCUCCAGAUCUCCACCCGUAAGACCCCCAACGGUGAGGGUUCCAAGACCUGGGACAAGUACGAGAUGCGCAUCCACAAGCGUCUCAUCGACCUCCUCGCCCCCACCGAGACCGUCAAGCAGAUCAUCAUCAACAUCGAGGCCGGUGUUGAGGUUGAGGUCACCAUUGCCGCAUAAAUGUGCUAGGCUGGGCUUGCCUCAGGGAGGGA